AUGUCUCUGCGGCUGAGUUCUAGCUUGGGCCUUCAACUACGCGUGGCCAGCUCACAGCCACUGCGGGCCGCCAUCACCCAGGUUCCUGUCCGAAAUGCAGCGCGGCUCGCAGUUCGCAGCAAAGAUGAACAGAAAGCGCAGGAGAACCAAGCCUUGUCGAGACAAAUGACGCGGACAUGGAAAGUCGGCGAUGUCUACGCUCCUCACGAUCUCAGCGGCGCCGAAGCUCGAAAAUGGAAGCAACGAACGCGGCCUACGACUGACGUUUUCGACGCCUUGUCUGUGAAUCCCUUGAGUCUGUACAAGAACUUUUCAAUAAUGUCCGAAUACAUGACCGAGAUGGGCCGCAUUCGACACUCCAGCUCCACCGGCUUGCGACCAGUCAACCAAAGAAAAAUCGCAAAGGCCAUCCGACGAGCAAUAUCCCUAGGCUUAAUGCCGUCGGUUCACAGACAUCCUGAAAUCUUGAAGGCUCAGUUACAAAAGCGAAGAGUCGGUUAA
Molecule: messenger RNA, 501 nt
Organism: Exophiala spinifera
Lineage: Eukaryota; Fungi; Ascomycota; Eurotiomycetes; Chaetothyriales; Herpotrichiellaceae
Product: ribosomal protein S18
Exons: 3
Coding region: 1-501 (166 amino acids)
Biological process (GO): mitochondrial translation
Cellular component (GO): mitochondrial small ribosomal subunit; ribosome
Molecular function (GO): small ribosomal subunit rRNA binding; structural constituent of ribosome
Source: RefSeq, a predicted model, not a curated record